Pneumocystis murina B123 is the source of this 1249-nucleotide messenger RNA. RefSeq lists its product as hypothetical. Gene Ontology annotation, biological process: fatty acid beta-oxidation; ergosterol biosynthetic process. Gene Ontology annotation, molecular function: acetyl-CoA C-acetyltransferase activity. The coding region runs from base 28 to 1236 and encodes 402 amino acids. The transcript has 6 exons. Lineage: Eukaryota; Fungi; Ascomycota; Pneumocystomycetes; Pneumocystales; Pneumocystaceae. The record is from RefSeq and is a predicted model, not a curated record.
AAAAAUUAAAAACUAUUAGCAGUAGUAAUGACGCUUGAAAUAGGAGAAACGGAUGUUUUUAUUGUAUCAGCAGGAAGAACAGCGCUAGGAAGUUUUCAAGGAAGUUUAUCAAGAUUAUCAGCAGUAGAACUUGGGAUUCAUGUUGUUAAAAAUGUGGUUGAAAAAUCUUGUAUUAAAGCAGAAGAAGUAGAAGAAGUGGUAAUUGGAAACGUAAUUUCAGCUAAUCUUGGACAAAAUCCAGCACGCCAGUGUGCAUUAGGUGCAGGACUUUCAGAAAAGACAGUAUGUACAACAGUCAAUAAGGUUUGUGCGUCAGGAAUGAAGGCAGUAAUUCUUGGAGCACAAUCUAUUCUCGUUAAAACAGCAGAUAUUGUUGUUUCAGGAGGGAUUGAAUCAAUGUCAAAUGUUCCAUUUUAUAAUUCAUCAGUAAGAUCGGGAUCUCGAUAUGGUCAUAUUACACUUACAGAUGGCCUUAUACGGGACGGAUUAUCAGAUGCAUAUAGUGAUGAACCUAUGGGAAUUGCAGCAGAGUGUUGUGCACUUGAAUAUGAAAUUAGUCGAAAAGAACAGGACGAUUAUGCUAUUUCUAGCUAUAAAAGAGCCCAAAAGGCACAUGAACUGAAUCUUUUUAAAGAAAUUAUCCCAAUAAAAGUUUCUUUAGGCUCUAAAGAGCCAAGUAAAAUAAUUGAUAAAGAUGAGGAGAUAUCGAAUUUGAAUGAAGAGAAACUUAGAAUAAUUAAACCAGCAUUUAAAGCAAAUGGAACUGUUACUGCUGGAAAUGCAUCUACUAUAAGCGAUGGGGCAGCUGCUUUAGUCUUAGUAUCAGGAAAAAAGCUUAAAGAAUUAGGAUUAAAGCCUAUUGCAAAAAUUCUUGGUUGGGGAGAAGCUUCCCAGUUACCUAAAAAAUUUACUACAUCUCCGUAUUUAGCUAUUUCUAAAGCUUUAAAAUCUGCAAGACUUUCAACUUCUGAUGUUGAUUAUUAUGAAAUAAAUGAAGCAUUUAGUGUAGUAGCACUUACUAAUUCAAAAAUUCUUAAAUUGGAUUUAAAUAGAGUAAAUGUUUUUGGAGGAUCUGUAGCUAUGGGGCAUCCUUUAGGAUGUUCAGGUGCACGAAUUAUUACAACUCUUCUUUCUGUUCUUCAGCAUCAUAAAGCUAAAAUAGGAGUAGCAGCAAUAUGUAAUGGGGGAGGAGGUGCAUCUUCCAUAGUUAUAGAAUUGCUUAAUCCUUUUUAUUGAUUAAUUAUUUAUU